Molecule: messenger RNA, 538 nt
Organism: Dromiciops gliroides (monito del monte)
Lineage: Eukaryota; Metazoa; Chordata; Mammalia; Microbiotheria; Microbiotheriidae
Product: COX assembly mitochondrial protein 2 homolog
Exons: 1
Coding region: 60-299 (79 amino acids)
Cellular component (GO): mitochondrion
Source: RefSeq, a predicted model, not a curated record
UUAGUGCAUCUCCUGAGGUGGAAAAUUUCUAUGUGUUGGGCCACUAUCCUUAACCAAAGAUGCAUCCAGACUUAUCUCCACACCUACAUACUGAGGAAUGUAACAUUUUAAUUAACUUAUUAAAAGAAUGCCACCAAAAGCACAAUGUCCUGAAAUUUUUUGGUCACUGUAAUGAUCUUGAUCGUGAGAUGCGGAAAUGCCUGAAAAAGGAGUAUGGAGAAAGGAGGGCCAAGAGCAGGGAAUUUGGAGAAGCUAAGCGACGGAAAUUUUCCAGUAUUUCAGAAGAGUCAGAAAACUGAGUUCUGCUUUCACCAGACAUCUUGGCUAAUAAAAGAAUGAACAUCUGGACAUACAGCUAGUAGCUGGAAGAAAGUCACCGUGUUUGAACUCAAUAGUUCUUAAACAAUGAACCCUUUUAUGAGCUGCAGAGAAAUUUGGAAACUGAUAGUAUAAGACUCUAGUAGUUGCAAGACUAAAAGACCGAACUUCCUUGCCAUCAACAAAACAUCAACAUUUGAAUAAUGACUAUUUGUUUAUU